Meyerozyma guilliermondii ATCC 6260 is the source of this 1047-nucleotide messenger RNA. RefSeq lists its product as uncharacterized. The record is from RefSeq and is a predicted model, not a curated record. Bases 1 to 1047 code for a protein of 348 amino acids. The transcript has a single exon. NCBI's taxonomy places the organism in Eukaryota, Fungi, Ascomycota, Pichiomycetes, Serinales, Debaryomycetaceae. Gene Ontology annotation, biological process: phospholipid metabolic process. Gene Ontology annotation, molecular function: phosphatidate phosphatase activity.
AUGAUUUCUUUGCAAGGUCUAUAUGCCGACCGGCCAUUGGGAAAGCUACCAAUCUCGUUGUACACAGCAACAUCGUGUGGAUUGGAUUGGUUCUUGUACCUUUUUUUUGCAACCAUUUCUAUAACUUUAGGUGUUCUAACGCUGCCGUCCCACGAAUAUGCCGUCCAGGACUUGAGAUUGCAAUACUCGUACACACCCAACGAGACAUUCCCUAUAUGGCAAUUGGUAUUCAUAACCAUUGUUUGUCCACCAAUUUUAUUUUUUGCAAUUUCAUGCUUGGAUUUUCGCAGGGUGACGAUAUUCAGAAUUUUAUGGGACACUUUUGCCGGGCUGACUGCCUUGUGUGGGAGCAUGGCGACCCAGAUACUCAUAGUGUGCGUGUUGAAAAACACUUUGGGCCUUCCUCGGCCAGAUUUCUUGGACCGGUGCCAGCCAUCAAUAGAAUUUGGUAUGGGAACAAUCGCAGAUUGCACGAGUACAGACGAUGGGAUUCUAAGAGAAGGGUUUCGGACGUUUCCCAGUGGUCACAGCUCGACAGCAUUUACAGCCAUGACAAUGGUGAGUCUAUUUUCCGCUGGCAAAUUACAAGUUUUUGACAAUCGUGGUGUUUCAAUCAAGAUAGCGUUGGUUGUAGCGCCGAUGAUUCUAGCGAGUACAAUUGCAAGUUCACGGAUUGCCGAUAAUCGACACUUUUUAUCAGACACGUUAGCAGGAGCAGCCAUAGGAAUUUUUUGUGCGUAUUGGUUUUAUCGUCAAUACUUUCCCAGCGUGCUUUUAUUGACAAAUAAAGGACGAGCCUAUCCACCACGACGAAAUGGGGUAUCACAUCUCUUUGGGAACGUGGGUGGGUUCUGGUUUAUCGAGGAAAGUGACAACGGACAGUAUUGCAAACGGUGUCUAAAUCGGCCUUCAACGUGCAAAAAGUUGGUUCAACUUGGUAUCGUUGAUCACGAUACUCACGCUGUGAGCGUAGGAUCUAGCCUUGAAGCUGCGAGCAAAGCAAAAGCGCAACUAGGACACACGGUAAAUUUGGACACUCCACUAUAA